UCGCGAUCUCGAGGCACCCGUCAACGCCCUCAAGACUAAGCCGGCUGCAAGAUGGGUUUCGGCAAAAACGUCCUUCACGACAACCAUUUCCGCAAGGACUGGCAGCGCCGCGUCAAGACCUGGUUUGACCAGCCGGGCCGCAAGCAGCGCCGCCGCAUCGCGCGCAAAAAGAAGGCUGCUGCCCUUGGCGUUCGCCCCCUUGAUGUCCUCCGCCCGGCUGUCCGCGGCCAGACCGUGCGUUACAACCGCAAGCUCCGUGAGGGCCGUGGCUUCACGCUCGCCGAGCUGAAGGAGGCUGGUGUCGGCCGCAAGGAGGCGCUCAGCAUCGGCAUUGCCGUUGACCACCGCAGGCGGAACCUGAGCGAGGAGGGCAAGAAGCUCAACGUGGAGCGCUUGCAGGCGUACAAGGCGCGCCUGAUCGUCUUCCCCCGCAAGGCUGGCAAGCCCAAGAAGGGUGACACCACUGGCGAUGACCUCAAGGCCGCCACUGUCCGCUCGACUCUUGCCGCCAUCCCCAUCCCCGACGGUCAGCCGAUCGAGGGCCCCCGCAAGAUCACCGACGAGGAGCGCAACUUUGAGGCGUUCCGCUCUCUCCGCAUUGCUCGUGCCAACGCCCGGCACGAGGGUGCCCGCAAGGCGCGCCAGGCCAAGAAGGAGGAAGAGGAGGCCGCGAAGAAGAAGUAAACGUCUUGUUCGCUCUUUUUACCCGCCUUGCCGCCGCCUACACCAUAUGUAUCUGUGCAUUGUACCCUGAAAACUCGCACGAUAUGCCCCACUACGUCUUAUGCAGCCAAUAUGACCAUCCACUGCCGCGCUUCC
Schizophyllum commune H4-8 is the source of this 819-nucleotide messenger RNA. Its product is annotated as ribosomal protein L13e. Bases 52 to 684 code for a protein of 210 amino acids. Gene Ontology annotation, biological process: translation. The record is from RefSeq and is a predicted model, not a curated record. NCBI's taxonomy places the organism in Eukaryota, Fungi, Basidiomycota, Agaricomycetes, Agaricales, Schizophyllaceae. Gene Ontology annotation, molecular function: structural constituent of ribosome; RNA binding. The transcript has 5 exons. Gene Ontology annotation, cellular component: ribosome; cytosolic large ribosomal subunit.